UACCACCUCUCCGUAGAGGGGAAUUCAAUGGCCGGCCGUCCUCGGUCUUUUCCUGUUUAGACAGCCAGGUUUUUGUGUGUAACUUUCAGGGCUUGGGAUCUGGAGACAUGCUGUCCCGAAUAACGCGUCCUACCCGCGGGCUUCCCCGGAUACUGCUCGGCCUGGGGCUCGCUGUAGCCGCGGCUCGAGUUGCUGAAGGGCCUGAAGAGGAUGACGGACAGAAAAAGAGGAAAAACCGCGAGGCCUACGUGACAGCCAUAGACAGGAGCAGGGAGCUGCUCAGGAGAGUGAAGGAUGAAGUGGGAUCUCCAGGAAUAGUAGUAGGUGUUUCUGUGGAUGGAGAAGCCGUUUGGAAGGAAGGGCUGGGAUUUGCUGAUGUGGAGAACCGGAUUCCAUGUUCACCAGACAGUGUUAUGCGUGUAGCCAGUAUCAGCAAAUCCUUUACCAUGGCAGCAGUGGCCAAACUAUGGGAAGAGGGUCGGCUAGAUCUGGAUGCACCAGUGCAGGAGUAUGUACCAGAGUUUCCAGAAAAGGAGUUUGAAGGUGAAAAGGUGAAGAUAACCUCCAGAUUGUUGGUGUCACAUCUAAGUGGAAUCAGGCAUUAUGAAAAAGAUAUCCAGAAAAUCAGGAAAAAAAUAGGAAAGAAAUCCCAAGAAAUAACUGUGAGUGCUUCAGAGAAAACCCCUCUAAAGGAUACUGAAUCAACUAAAACAGAAGAACAACACAAAACCAAACAGCUGGAAACUGUAAAGUCACAGAAAAAAGUGUCUUUGGAACCUGAAGAAUUUUAUAUUAAAGAAAGAUUUAACAGCGUAAUUGAUGCUUUAGAACUUUUUAAAAAUGACCCUUUGGUUUUUAAACCUGGGUCACAGUUCCUAUAUUCCACCCAUGCCUGGACGUUAUUAAGUGCUGUUGUGGAGCGUGCCUCAGGACGCAGGUUUCUGGAUUACAUGCAGCAGAUGUUUAGAGACCUGGGCAUGACAAACACUCUUCCAGAGGAACAUGAACCGAUUAUAUACAACAGAGCCAGAUUUUACAGCAUCAACGACAAGAAGCGCCUAAUAAACUGUCCAUAUGUCGACAACUCAUGUAAAUGGGCAGGGGGAGGAUUCGUGUCUACCGUGACAGACCUUCUGAGCUUUGGAAAUGUCCUCCUGUAUAGCUACCAAGCCAAGGAAAUGUCCAAUAGGUUGCCUGGAUAUCUAAAACCAGACACAGUUUCUAUGAUGUGGAGGCAAGUGUCUAAUACUGAAAUGUCUUGGGACAGAGAUGGAAAGUAUGCCAUGGGAUGGGGAACUGUGGAAGGAAAGCAGGACUAUGGGCAAUGCAAGUGCCAGAAGCAUUAUAUAUCCCACACAGGAGGAGCAGUAGGAGCUAGCAGCGUCUUGCUUAUCAUGCCUGAGGAAGACAACCAGUCAGUGAUCCCUCCAAGAGGAAUUGUGGUGACUAUAAUAGCCAAUAUGCAGGGUACAGGGCUCAACAGCACAGCCUUAAAAAUUGCACUGGAAUUUGAGAACGCCAAGUCAGUCCAGUCAUAAGCUGUGGCUUCCUGUGCGGUUAUUUUUUAAAAUAGUGAGUGAUUUUAUAAUGCUACACACAAACUAAUAAAAAUGCUACUUUUCAAGAAUACUUUUAUAUCAAACCACAUUUUCAAGUUUCGGAAAGUUUUUAUUUUUCUUAAAGGCU
Messenger RNA from Hyla sarda, 1686 nucleotides. RefSeq names its product lactamase beta (gene LACTB). The transcript is spliced from 6 exons. The record is from RefSeq and is a predicted model, not a curated record. The coding region runs from base 108 to 1538 and encodes 476 amino acids. NCBI's taxonomy places the organism in Eukaryota, Metazoa, Chordata, Amphibia, Anura, Hylidae.